AUGUGGAGCGAACAACAAGUCGCGGUUGUGAUAAGUUUCAUUGUGACAAAUUGCUUCAUUCAAAUUUCAUGUAAUAUCAUAAGCAAUACAUCAAGUGUUGAAUUGAUUGAUAAUAUCGUUGUCAUCGAUAGCAAUAAUAAUCAUCAUGAUAAAAGCGAAAAGUAUAUUGAAGUUGAAGUUCCAUCAAAGCUGUCAAACUCAGUGGAGGUGAGCAACAACUACGACUAUUUUGAUUGCUCUUGUUCGGCAGAUGACCAAGACUGCAUUCUGAAAUGUUUGAGCGAGGACAAUAAAGAUGAUGGAAUUGGCAAUAUGUUCCUCUUAACAGCAGGUGAAGUACUUUUGGGAACGGCAAUCAUAAUGGGACUUUCAGCACUCGUGACAUUACUUUUGAGAGCAUGUACAAGAACAAGAAUGCCAAGAAAUGGACGAGAUAUACCAGACAUGUUAGAUGCAUUCGAUAGAAAUGGAAAUCGAGCAUCACUGACGUCGUUGCAGCAAACAGUAAUGUCAAAAUUACGUGAUAGACCACCAAGGUAUGAGACUAGACACAAUUAUGAGUAUAGAAGGAGAGAUGAUUCAGAUGGAGAUAGAAAUAUUGAACAAACACAUCAAGCAACAAGCAUACGAAAUGUUGCUGUCCUCAAUCCAAAUGCAAAUCGCAUUAACGAGCCACCACCUCCAUACGAGACAGCAGAGGAUGCAAAUUCAGUACAUGAGCUUCCUCCUGCUUAUACAAUAAACUUGUCAUCACAUGAUGAUGGUAGCAACAGAGGUGGUGAAAACCGAACAGAAUGUGUGGGUGGAAUUACCAAUCAAUCUUUCACAUGCGAUGAAAAUCAACAGCAAGAGCAACAACAAUCACAACGGCAAGGCCAAACCACUGGUGGGAACGAAAAUACGAGGAAUGAAGGCGAUAUUAGGAAUAAUUCAAUUACUAAUAGGACAUGCGAUAAUGUGCUAUAUAUUUAA
Messenger RNA from Chironomus riparius, 972 nucleotides. The record is from the annotation of a GenBank genome assembly. Lineage: Eukaryota; Metazoa; Arthropoda; Insecta; Diptera; Chironomidae.